Messenger RNA from Chenopodium quinoa (quinoa), 1473 nucleotides. RefSeq names its product GDT1-like protein 5. Gene Ontology annotation, cellular component: Golgi apparatus. The transcript is spliced from 13 exons. Gene Ontology annotation, biological process: manganese ion transmembrane transport; Golgi calcium ion transport; calcium ion transmembrane transport. Lineage: Eukaryota; Viridiplantae; Streptophyta; Magnoliopsida; Caryophyllales; Amaranthaceae. Gene Ontology annotation, molecular function: calcium ion transmembrane transporter activity; manganese ion transmembrane transporter activity. The record is from RefSeq and is a predicted model, not a curated record. The coding region runs from base 431 to 1114 and encodes 227 amino acids.
CCACUACCAACCCUAAAGUAAGACCACCUAAUAAACCAACAUAGAGAUCAACCAAGAAGGAAUCCAUCCAAAAGAAGAUCUCAAAAAGUUAAUACUCGUAGUAUCAUUGACAUUACUAAAUUAAUCACCUAACUGGACUAAUAAACAACCACAAAGGUGAGCUAAGCUUCACUUCACCUUGAAAAACAUCACAUUUUCUCUAUCAUCAGCAAACCCUUAUUUUAAAACCCAAGAUAAUUGGGUUUUUGGGCAAACCAAUACGCAAAUCAACUUUGAUAUUCUUAAUAAUUUCAACCCCUGUCGCAUUCACCCAACUCUCUUAACACAAACUUCUUCUUCUUGCUUAUUUCUGCAACACACAGAAAAAAGAAGAAGAAUUUGAGGUUUUUUCAACCAUAAUUUCUUCUUUUUUCACUCUUAUAAAGGAAGGAUGUCUCUUUCUGUAGUUCAGGGGUUUACCAAAUCACUGGCCAUGACUGUGCUUUCUGAGAUCGGUGACAAGACCUUCAUUGCUGCGGCGAUCUUAGCCAUGCGUCAUCCAAGAAGACUUGUCCUUUCUGGUUGUCUCUCUGCUCUGAUAGUGAUGACCAUUCUCUCUGCUAUUGUUGGAUGGGCUGCUCCUAAUUUGAUAUCUCGUAAGCUGACUCAUCACGUUGCAACAUUGUUGUUCUUUGGAUUUGGAUUAUGGUCACUAUGGGACGGUUUUCAUCAGGAAGGGGAAGCCGGAGAGUUGGCUGAAGUUGAAAAGCAGUUGGAUGCUGAUUUCAAGGGCACUACAACAGCUACAGUGAACAAGGAUGAUGAUGAAAACAAAAAGAAGACGAGGCCAUUUCUUACACAGUUUUUCUCACCAAUCCUUUUGAAGGCGUUCUCCAUUACUUUUUUUGGCGAAUGGGGUGACAAGAGCCAGCUUGCUACCAUUGGUCUAGCUGCAAAUGAGAACCCAUUCGGUGUUGUGCUCGGUGGAAUUCUAGGACAAACAUUGUGCACCACAGCUGCUGUCUUGGGUGGAAAGAGCUUGGCAUCUCAAAUAUCCGAGAAAGUGGUUGCUCUUUUUGGUGGUGUUCUUUUCAUUAUUUUUGGGAUUCAAUCCUUCCUUUCUCCAGUCGACUAAUCCCCUUGUAAAACUAUUCAAGAGCGAUUGAUGGUCGACCAAAGCUCCAAAACAGAUAAAACAAUAAUGUUGCAGUUCUACAAGGGAGCAAGAGACUUCUGAAAUGACAAGUUGCUUGCCGCUCUGCAGCUAUAAUUGUAGAAUUAUUCUCAUUUUUUGCUGGAUCUUAUUAUUUCGCACAGAACUAUAUUUAUAGGAUUACACACAUGUUUUAAAAUAGGAGUCAGCAUUAAUGUCGGAUCAUUUUGUACUGAAUUAUCAAAUCCCCAGUGAAAAUUUUCUGGGUCAAUGCUGCUUUAUUUGGCUCUGGAUAAUAGCAUCUACCUUUAGAUGUAGUUAUAAUAUGACCUCUUUAUCAA